AUGCAAGAGUGGGCAGCACAGUUAGCAAAUGGGAAAUUGAAGAUGCUUGCUGGGAUCGCAUUUGUUAAUCAAAAUCACUGGAUUGCUAUCGUUAUUGAAGGCACAUCAAGGACCAUCCGAGUUGGAGACUCACUGUUUAGUCCGACGAUGUCCCAACAAAUCCCCAUCUAUGCGACUUCACUAGUCAAUGCACUUUCUCGAUGGCUUGCCCAUCCUCCCUUUGCAAUGCAACCCAUCAAGACUGUUCCACUCCCCACUGUGCAACAGGAUGAUCAUUUCUCGUGUGGUCUUUAUGCACAAAAUACACUUGACAGUGUUUUUCGGCCUUGGACAUCUGGAGUCAAGUGUCUACCAACAUGCUACUCUCCUCUUGCCCUGAUACCAUUCCCACCACCUGUGAAUCCUGAGGACGCUGUCCCAAAAAUCGAGGCAACAGUGUCAAAGCUAGAUCUUUGUACUCCAGGAGUGGUAGGAGGCAAGGGGAUACUCAAGUUUUUCUCUCAAAUUACCCAAGAGGUGAAGGCUGUUGAGAUAAAGCAACAAUUUGAAGUGUUACAUGAAUCAUCUGCAUCACGGGCUGAGGCUGCAAAGUUGAGGGCAGCAACAGUUGUAGCUAGUCGAAGGGAAUACAACUGGUUGCGACAAGCUAAUUUACAUGCUAGUUGGAAGAGAACUCUCACCGAUGUGCCAAAAAAUGAUGGUGAUAAAAAGUGCCAGAUCGACACUCCAGAUAUCAUGACAAGCUCACAAAGCCUAUUUCAAAGCGCUGGUCCACUGAAUGUUGCUCAAGUGUCACAUCCUAAGCAUGGACUUAUGAUCAAGGAACGUGAGACAAGUAAGAUGAAAGGCCCUCACCAAUCUGGAUGGCGACAGACAAAGGAGAUCAAAGAAGCUGUUCGGACAUAUUGGUGGGCCCCCACUUUCUUUCUACUUCUAACAGAGGCAGCAGAGAAAGUUUGUUGGGUGGGCCCAACCAAGAUUGUACAGCAGGCACAAUGCACAUCACCUUCGCUAUCCAAGAAGCUCACAUCUCAAGUGAUUGGGAGACAUAUUGUCAAAGGGAAAGGGUGGAAUGAUGAUGCCUUAAGGAAGGCAGCACAACGAGAGUCUCCUGGGGGGAAAACAACUUGUUCUACCCUUCUAUAUUCGAGAAGAAUUGAAAAAGGGCUCCCAGAACUACAAUGGCGGAUGGUUGGUACGCUUGUCAAGGCAUUUUGCGAAGUAAACAAACCCCACAUUGUACUCAAGGCCUUUGAGAAAGCACAAUCAGGCGAAUUCAGUCUAGCAAAUUCAAGUCUCACUAGCCCAGGGAUGCUGGACAUCCUGAGGACCCUCCAUAUCGACAAUCCACCACUCUUUUUGGAGUUUUCCAAACCACACUCAGUCCCCAAAGUACCACUGAACUGCACUCAACAUACAGAUGGCAUACAAUCAGAUGAACCUCCAUUUCCGUCUGAUGAUAAUGAACCAUCCAAUGUCCCCUUCAGCACUGCACUUGCCCACGCUGUCACUGGGGAGAUUCAUGAGGGCCAUCUGCUUCAGCUGGGCAUGAAAUCCAUUCAGCCCCGACCUACGCUUGCGAAUGAACUGGAUAACGACUUUCCUGAGGAGGAUGCCAAUGAUAUGGGUUCUAAUUCAUUGCUUGGUGAUGGUUCAAGCGAUGAUGACUACAAUGACAGCUUGGUUUCUUGUAGUAGGGAUUCAAUCCCUUCGGAGCCGGUGCGCCAAGGGGAGAGGAUGAGGAAACCUGUGGAUUUAGUGGCAUGA
Molecule: messenger RNA, 1767 nt
Organism: Cantharellus anzutake
Lineage: Eukaryota; Fungi; Basidiomycota; Agaricomycetes; Cantharellales; Hydnaceae
Exons: 6
Coding region: 1-1767 (588 amino acids)
Biological process (GO): proteolysis
Molecular function (GO): cysteine-type peptidase activity
Source: RefSeq, a predicted model, not a curated record